Molecule: messenger RNA, 1396 nt
Organism: Cydia fagiglandana
Lineage: Eukaryota; Metazoa; Arthropoda; Insecta; Lepidoptera; Tortricidae
Product: 1,5-anhydro-D-fructose reductase-like
Exons: 6
Coding region: 70-1170 (366 amino acids)
Cellular component (GO): cytosol
Molecular function (GO): aldose reductase (NADPH) activity
Source: RefSeq, a predicted model, not a curated record
ACUCUAAAUACGCACUUUUUUGGCUUUGUGCCAAGUUUCAACCCGUCAGACUCACAUUGCUAAUAUUAUAUGAAUCUGGGAACGAAAACACUGCUUGCUAUCUUUUCUACUUCUUUCAGGACAUCUGUACGCUUCUAUUACAGCAAUAUCAGAACAAUGAAGUCGGUGACGCUAUCACAAACAAACGAUUCUAUGCCAACCAUAGGGUUAGGGACUUGGCAGUUGCAGGCACCUUCUAAUGUAAUUGAGCCAACAGUGCUGAAGGCUUUGGACUUGGGAUACAGACACAUAGACACAGCCUUUAACUAUAACAAUGAAGAAGCUAUUGGUACCGCUGUGACCGAAUGGAUAAAUAGUGGAAAAGGUUCUAGGAAGGAUUUGUUCAUUACAACCAAGCUCCCACAUGUCGGCAACAGGGCAUCGGACGUUAGAAAAUUUGUAGAGCUGCAACUUAACAAGUUGAAUAUGGACUACAUAGAUCUCUACCUUAUCCAUGUGCCAUUCGCCUUCGUGUGCGACCCGGAGACUCUCACACCAGUUGUCAACAGCGAUGGAGACUAUGAGCUGGAUGUUACUACUAAUCAUAGUGAAAUAUGGAAGGUAAUGGAAGAAUGCCAGCGAGAAGGCCUAAUCCGAAACCUAGGCCUGUCCAACUUCAACGAAGACCAAAUCAAGAAGAUCAUGGACAAGGCCUCGGUGCUGCCACAGGUUCUUCAAGUGGAGCUCCACGCGUCGUUCCAGCAGCAGCAGCUGAGGAAGUUCUGUGCUGACAAUAAUAUCGUGGUGACGGCCUACGCCCCGCUGGGAAGCCCGGGGGCGAAGGAUCAUUUCGUGAAUAAGUAUAAGUAUAGCCCCGAUGCUUUCCCCGACAUUCUUGGGGACCAAAUCGUCAAGGAGGUCGCCGAUAGACACGGGAAGACUCCGGCGCAAGUGUUGCUACACUUUCUUGUGAAGCAGGACAUAGUUGUCAUACCGAAGAGCACCAGCGAACACAGAUUGAAGGAAAAUAUGGAUAUAUACGACUUCGAAUUAUCCGAAGAAGACAUGAACCGUCUCAAGGAACUGGACAAAGGCGAAGAAGGCCGCAUAUUUAACUUCCUCUUCUGGAAAGGAGUAGAAAAACAUCCCGAAUACCCUUUCAAACUCCCACCUCAAGUAAUCAAAGAAUAACUGACGGUUUUCGAAAACAUACGGGUCCGAUGGCUCAAUAAUCUAGUCAUUUCUACCUCUUCUAUAUGGAGACCAGUAUUAUCGUUCUAGGAGGCUGCUAGCUAGUAUUUUAGCAAUACCAUGUGAUCCCGAUCAGUGUAACUGAUGUAAAAAUCUAUUUAUGCUGUGAGCAUGUCAUUGUUUGCCUGUGCAUUAGGUGCUAUUGAAUAAAAGCAAAUUUAUAAAA